AUGUCCGACGGCGGCGCCGCCACCGUCGCCCACCUCCAGUGCUGCGCCACCCUCCGAGACCUCCACCAAGUUCACACCCAGAUGACAAAAACCCAGCAUGACCGCUCCUCGUUCCUCGCCGGCAAGCUCGUCGCUUUCUGCUCCCAUCGCAACCUCAUGGACUACGCCCUCUCCGUCUUCGCCCACACCUCGUCCCCAGGCCUUUUCGCUCGCAACUCCAUCAUCCAUGGCUAUCACCAGGCCUCCUCCCCCCACCUCGCCCUCCUCUUCUUCGCCUCCCGCCCCACUUUACCCCCCAACUCCGAUACCUUCCCCCUUCUUUUCAAAGCCUGCGCCCAACUCCAUGACCUCCUUCUCGGGAAAGCGCUCCAUGGACACCUUGUAAAGCUCGGAUUCCACUCCGACCUCCACGUUCAAACCGCCCUUCUCUCCCUCUACCGCUUUACGCCUCCUGCGGCGAAGUCAUAUCUGCGCGCAAGCUGUUCUCUGUUAAUCCCCACAGAGACUCCAUCCCUUGCUGGAACGCCAUAA
Molecule: messenger RNA, 531 nt
Organism: Elaeis guineensis (African oil palm)
Lineage: Eukaryota; Viridiplantae; Streptophyta; Magnoliopsida; Arecales; Arecaceae
Product: putative pentatricopeptide repeat-containing protein At3g05240
Biological process (GO): RNA modification
Molecular function (GO): protein binding; RNA binding
Source: RefSeq, a predicted model, not a curated record